Molecule: messenger RNA, 2104 nt
Organism: Solanum pennellii
Lineage: Eukaryota; Viridiplantae; Streptophyta; Magnoliopsida; Solanales; Solanaceae
Product: beta-fructofuranosidase, insoluble isoenzyme 1-like
Exons: 6
Coding region: 385-1944 (519 amino acids)
Biological process (GO): carbohydrate metabolic process
Molecular function (GO): hydrolase activity, hydrolyzing O-glycosyl compounds
Source: RefSeq, a predicted model, not a curated record
AUUUAAGUUAUACAUAUCGAUAACAUAAAUUUUUUUAUGUCAUUAGUACAGUAGUAUACUUUAAUUAACAUGUAAGAGAAGGUUAAUUAGUCACUGUCCCUGCUUGUAAUAAUCUCAUAAAUGACCUAGUUAUAAUUUUGUGGUGCAUAUAUGUAUGUGAGAUAAGAUAAGAUCAUUGCAUUCUAUAAUUAUGACCUCAUGAUUUUUAUCUUUUUGUUGUGUUUCUGAAUAACUAGAUUGUGUUUAUUCAGUUAUAAUUGGUGGUUGACCAAAAAUAUUCAAAUUCAGUUAUUUUAGUUUCUUACUCUGAUGGCUUUUAAGUUAAUGUCUAUCGAAAACAAACUCUCGAUCUCCUUGAAGUAACGAUAAGAUCCCAAUGCCCCCAUGUACUUUAAUGGUGUCUAUCAUCUAUUCUACCAAUACAAUCCAUAUGGAUCAGUAUGGGGUAAUAUUGUUUGGGCCCAUUCAGUUUCAACGGACUUGAUUAAUUGGAUCCCACUUGAACCCGCAAUCUAUCCAUCCAAAGUAUUUGACAAAUAUGGUACAUGGUCCGGGUCAGCCACAAUCUUACCCAACAACAAGCCCAUUAUCCUCUACACAGGAAUCGUAGAUGCAAAAAAUACCCAAGUCCAAAACUAUGCAAUCCCAGCGGACUUAUCCGACCCAUUUCUUCGUAAAUGGAUCAAGCCCGAUAACAAUCCAUUAAUUGACGCUGACGUUAACAUUAACAAGACCCAAUUCCGUGACCCAACCACAUGUUGGUUGGGUCAGGAUGGUUAUUGGAGAACCUUGAUAGGAAGUUUAUGGGGAAAUAAAGGGAUGGCAAUAUUGUAUAAAAGUAGAGAUUUAAUGAAAUGGACUAAGGUCCAACAACCACUACAUUCAGUUGAUGGUACUGGAAAUUGGGAAUGUCCUGAUUUUUUUCCAGUGUUAUUGCGUGGUACAAAUGGAUUGGAUGCAUCGUACAAAGGGAAAAAUAUUAAAUAUGUCCUUAAAGUUAGCCUUGAUGUUACGAGGUUUGAAUAUUAUACCGUUGGUAUAUAUGAUACGAAAAAAGAUAUGUAUAUUCCAGAUAAGACUUCUAUCGAUGGUUGGAAGGGAUUGAGACUUGAUUAUGGUAAUUAUUACGCAUCCAAAUCAUUUUAUGACCCUAGCAAGAAUCGAAGAAUUGUGUGGGGUUGGGCUAACGAAUCAGAUACUGUCAAUGACGAUGUUAAGAAAGGAUGGGCGGGAAUACAAACUAUUCCUCGUAAAGUAUGGCUUGAUUCGAGCGGAAAACAAUUGGUUCAAUGGCCUGUCGAAGAAUUAGAAAGUCUAAGAGGGCAUAAGAUCCAAUUAAGCAAUCGUAAGUUAAACAAAGGAGAUAAAAUUGAAGUUAAAGGAAUCACACCAGCACAGGCCGAUGUUGAAGUGAUAUUCUCAUUUUCAAGCUUGGAUAAGGCAGAGCCAUUUGAUCCCAAUUGGGCUAACCUUUAUGCUCAAGAUGUAUGUGCUAUUAAAGGCUCAACGGUGCAAGGUGGACUUGGGCCAUUUGGGCUCUUAACUUUGGCUUCUCAAAAUUUGGAAGAAUAUACGCCGGUAUUUUUCAGAGUUUUUAAUGCUCAAGAUAAAUAUAAGGUUCUCAUGUGCUCUGAUGCCUCAAGAUCAACCCUCGAGAAUGCUAAGACAAUGUACAAGCCAUCAUUUGCUGGAUAUGUAGAUGUAGAUUUAACAAAUAAGACAUUGUCUUUGAGGAGUUUGAUUGAUCACUCAGUAGUAGAAAGUUUUGGUGCCGGAGGAAAAACAUGUAUCACAUCAAGGGUGUAUCCGACAUUAGCAAUUUAUGACAAUGCACAUCUAUUUGUCUUUAAUAAUGGGACAGAGACUAUCAAAAUUGAGUCAUUGAAUGCAUGGAGCAUGGGUAAACCUAAAAUGAACUGGUCAUUUGGUCACUCUUCUUAUUAAGGAUAACACUUUGUAUUAAGUUUUAAAUUUUGUGGUGACAUAUUUGAUUGCUCAAACGUUUUGAUUUUUGUUUUGGUGAAUUUUGUUCGAUAUAUUCAACAUGGUAUUUGAGCAGACAUCUGUUUUCUUUUCGUAUCAAAUAUGACUAAUAUGUUCAAUA